Molecule: messenger RNA, 2211 nt
Organism: Seminavis robusta
Lineage: Eukaryota; Bacillariophyta; Bacillariophyceae; Naviculales; Naviculaceae
Source: the annotation of a GenBank genome assembly
AAACAAAGAGAUCCGAGAAGUCUUCUCCAAUGUCUCGUUCUCGAGUCUCGACAACGCUACAGUACCCAACGAUCUUUUUCCUUCCCUUCCUUUUCUCUAUCAUAUCGUCAGGAUAUUGCCAUAGUGUAUACAUUUGGUCGGACAGCGCAUGAAGCAAUAGAUUCUCGGUCCUUUGUGAGCCCUCAUUUCGAAAGAGGGUGAUUUGGAUAUCUUUUUGUUGGCUGCUGUUAUUUCCCGGAAGCCUUCCUUGGAUACUGGUACCGUACCGGACGUCACAAACCCAGGGCGGCAUUCACGUUCGCAAGUGCGCCCACAAAACAGUGAAUUUUCAGCUUGACAGGAAAGGGCGCUAGUGUUUUGUUGUGCUGGUUUGACUCCGAGGAUUUCUCUCGUUAAUAAAAGCGAACUCGAUGCAAUCAGUGGAUGAUACCGGUAGGUAGGAUUGGAAGAAGUCACAACCAGCUACUCAAUUUAUUUUUUUAAGAAAGAAAAUAUUAUUGAACCAACAUGUCGCUUUCUGCCGCUCACAGUCCGAAACUCGGGAUGAGUGGAAGCUUUGGAUCGUCCCAUUGCUUGACUCAAGCUGAGGAAGCAAACCUGAAGCUUCAUCGCAAGACUUAUUCCCUGCCCAAGGACGAAAACUCUCCCCUCCUCCCCCCUUCGAAAAAACCGCCGAGCCCUUCGUCUGUCAAGGAUAUUGAAUUGGGGCAGGAUUCUCCUCGUCAAAAGAAAGAUGCUCGCCUCAGUAAAAGCUUGCUGACAACAAUCGUUGUCGUCACGAUUGGUUCGUCCCUUCAGUUUGGUUAUGGGACCGGAGUCAUGAACAACAGCGAGGAUAUUAUCAUGGAGUACUUUCAGGACCAAGGCAAAGGGUACGCAGUGAUACAAUGGAGUACCACUGUAUCAUGCUACGGCAUUGGCGGCCUCGUUGGAUCUCUGUUGGGUCCGAAGGUUAUUGGUGCCUACUGUGGUCGCAGAGCAACGUUGCUGAUCAACAAUAUUUUCUUGGUCAUUUCCAGCCUACUCAUUGCGUUGGCUCCUCAAUGGUGGUAUCAAGCAAUUGGAAGGAUCUUCGUUGGCAUUGUGGCUGGUAUUGCCACUGCUGUGGUGCCAACCUAUUUCAGUGAAAUAAGCCCCAUCGCCAUUCGAGGAGCGGUCGGGACGAUGCACCAGCUGGGAAUCACCGUCGGAAUUCUUCUUUCUCAAGCUUUGUCGACGCCAAGCCUCAACAUGCUAGGCUCGCAAGACAAGUGGCAAUGGCUCUUUGCGGUACCAGUCUUUUGUGGGCUGUUGGAAGUCAUCGUCUUGCCCUUCUGCCCUGAAAGCCCGAGCUACCUGUAUACAACCCAAGGGAAAGAAGCUGCCAGGCAAGCCCUGACCCAACUACAAUCCGAAGCUGUGGCGGAUGAGUACUUGGGUUAUAUUGAGGAAGAAAUCAUGGGCGCCAAUAGCGACAACAAUGGUGGCAUCAUGUCCAUCAGAGAACUAUUUCGGGACCGAAAACUUCGCAAACAGCUGAUCGUCGGCAUUACAGUCCAGCUCAUGAUGCAAUUCAGUGGUAUUGAUGCGGUCUUUUACUAUUCCACUUCCGUUUUUAAACAAGCUGGCGUCUCGGAUCCAGCCCUUGCCACAACUAGCCUGGGCAUCGUCAACGUGAUUGUAACCAUUUUCGCCGUUAAAUUCAUGGACUCGGCGGGACGGAAGACUUUGCUGACUUACUCAUGGUGCGGUAUGUGUGCCAGCUUCAUGACGCUGACCGCAAGCUUCAUUUUGAAAGAAAACUACAAUGUCGAUUACAUGGAUCAACUUUCAGUGAUGGCAAUGACAGGAGUCAUCAUCUUCUUUGCCUUUGGACCUGGCUGCGUCGCAUGGUUCAUCAUUGCUGAGAUUAUACCCUUGUAUGCCCGAGAUUCCGCCAUGGCGUUGGGCAUCUUUAUCAAUUGGGUUGCCAACUGGUUGGUUGCCUUUUCCUUUCCAUUGUUGCUGCACUCUACACAUCCCUACACUUUCUUGAUCUUUGUGGCCUCUACGGGGUAUUUCCUAUACUUCACGCUUCGAUUUGUGCCAGAAACCAAAGGCUUGACGGUCUCCCAGUUGGCUGUGGAGUUUGAUGCCAUGCCUAUGUGGACGUGCUGAUUAAUUAUUAAAUCUUUAUUAUUACAUGUAAUGGAUGCACAACGUUUAGCUAGGAUCUUUUGCGUGAUAAAUAUG